Messenger RNA from Lactuca virosa, 465 nucleotides. NCBI's taxonomy places the organism in Eukaryota, Viridiplantae, Streptophyta, Magnoliopsida, Asterales, Asteraceae. The record is from the annotation of a GenBank genome assembly.
AUGUGGAUAUUUCUGGUGAUGAUGACGAUUGUUAAUCUCGUAGGUACUAAGCGUGUAAGGAAAGAACCUCGACAAAUUUCAGUCACGUCAUCAGGUGAAGGAAGUGAAGGUGAACUCAAUCCAAAAUUGUGUAUGCUUCGUCGACGUAAACGUGCUAUGGCAUCCGUUGAUGCAACAGGAUGGGAGGCUUCAAGUGGACCUGUUAUGAGGAAAAAAGAUAUACAUCUCUUAUCAACCGCAGAAACAUCUCAAUCAGCCUCAAAAGACGAAGAAGAUAUGAAAAGUAAGAUUGUUGCACUUGAGGAGGAGGUUCGAAUAAACGAACAGAAAGUCAAACAAAGUGAGGAAAAAUGUGAAAAAAUGUUCCAGUUUAUUAUCUCGAAGUUCCCGGAUUCUCAAAACAUAUUAUGUCCACCCGAUGAAGAUGAAGCCCGUGCGUACAAUGACAUAACAGAUCUAUUAUAG